Zophobas morio is the source of this 2249-nucleotide messenger RNA. Its product is annotated as probable ATP-dependent RNA helicase DDX27. The transcript is spliced from 33 exons. Gene Ontology annotation, molecular function: nucleic acid binding; RNA helicase activity; ATP binding. The record is from RefSeq and is a predicted model, not a curated record. Lineage: Eukaryota; Metazoa; Arthropoda; Insecta; Coleoptera; Tenebrionidae. Bases 1 to 2178 code for a protein of 725 amino acids.
AUGAAUGACUACUUCUGGCGAUCUUCUCCGAUUAUAACUAAGAUAGAGGCUGAAGGGAUAGAAGGCUAUAAAGAAGAAAGUAGUGAAGAUGAAUUGGAAAUAGAUAAUGGUCAUUUAGCGCCUGAAGCACUAACAUUGCGUAGAAAAAAAGGAUUCAACCAAGAUUUUAUUUUUCAGGAUGAUGAGUUUUUACCUAAUGUUGAAGCCAAAAAGCUUGAAGCUAUCCCUUUAACAUCCACUUUAGACAAAAUAAUUGAAAGAAAACGAAUUGCCAAUAACUUGGAAACAUCUUCUUCACUUGAUUAUAAAUUUUCGAAGAAGCCCUACUCCAAUUACGAAGACACUGCAAUAAUUAAUAAGGAUGAAAAUAUUUCUGAAAAAGAAAAAUCUACUUUCUUUGGUCACUAUGUCGAGGAAGAACUGGCUCCUGACAUUUCUUUUACAGAUUUAAACUUAUCAAGGUCAUUAUUGCGCGCUGUUACAUCUAUGAAUUUUUUGCAACCUACUUUGAUCCAAGCUAGGACGAUCCCUUUAGCUCUUUUAGCAAAAGAUAUUUGCGCGUGUGCAAAAACGGGAUCUGGAAAGACCGCUGCAUUUUUACUUCCCGUCCUCGAGCGUUUGUUGUAUAGAUCUAAAAGAGCGGCCGUCACACGUGUCUUAAUAUUGUCCCCCACGAGGGAGUUAUCUUUGCAGUGUUACGAUGUUGCUUUAAAACUUUCUCAAUAUACGGAUAUCACCAUAGCAAUGAUUGUUGGCGGCGUGAAUCUAAAAAACCAAGAAGUAGAGCUCAGGAGAAACCCCGAUAUUAUCAUCGCUACUCCAGGCCGCCUUAUUGACCACUUGCACAACACACUUUCCUUUUCUUUGGAGCACGUGGAAGUUCUUAUUAUGGAUGAAGCUGAUCGACUUUUGGAAUUGGGCUUUAAAGAACAGCUUUUUGAGAUCGUAAAAAAGUGCCCGGUUGGCCGCCAGACGAUGCUUUUUUCAGCGACAAUGACUGACGAAGUGGAAGUAUUAAUUGGUUUGUCCCUUCACGAGCCAAUCCGGCUUUUUGUCGAUAAAAAUACUGAAACUGCUGAUAAUCUACAGCAAGAAUUUGUACGCGUGAGAGUUGCGAAAGAGCCUCAUCGCGAUGCGAUUCUUCUAGCGUUGUGCACGCGCUCUUUUAAAAGUAAAUGUUUAAUAUUUUUUAAAACGAAGCAAAUGGCGCACAAAAUGAAGAUAAUUUUUGGACUUUUUGGCUUAAAAGCAGCCGAACUUCAUGGCGCCUUGAAUCAAACGGAACGGAAAGAAAAUUUACUGAAGUUCAAGCUUUCUCAAGCCGAUUAUUUAAUGUCUACCGAUCUUGCAGCUCGUGGAUUGGAUAUCGAAGGAAUUGAGACAGUUAUUAACUUCAAUAUGCCCUCCACGCUGACACAGUACAUCCAUCGAAUUGGACGGACUGCAAGAGCUGGAAAGAAAGGAUUGGCCGUUACUCUUGUGGGGGAGAACGAAAGGAAGUUAUUGAAAGAAAUUAUAAAAUAUUCAAAAGAAAGGCCGCACCACCGUAUUCUUCCCACAGAAGUUAUACAAAGUUUCCAAAUCAAAAUUUCUAACAUGGUACAAACUAUACAAGAAGUAUUAAAGGAAGAAAAAGAAAUGAAACUCAUCGAAAUUAGUGAAAGAGAAGCUAUUAAAGCUCAAAAUAUGAUUUUGCAUGAAAAAGAAAUAUUUAGUCGACCUGCACGGAGUUGGUUUCAAAGUAGUAAAGAAAAACGAGCCGAAAAAUUAUCACAUGAAGCUCAAAAGUUACCUGAAAAAAAGGGAAAUAGUCCGAAGACCGUUCCUCCUCGAAAAGAAAAACGUCGCUUAUUGGCUAAAAAAAAUCGACCAGUCAAUGGCUCGAAUUAUAUAAACAGCGUAAAAAGAGUAUUGAAAAGAACCAAUAAGCCAUCGAGAAUUUAUGCUUUUGACGAAUCGAAAGAAAACGGCUCUAUUAAGUCUAACUCUAAAACUUCUCUAAAUUCUGGUGUAAAAAAAACUUCUAUAAAAACUUCAAAAGUCUCUCGACAUGAAAAAAAGGAAAAAACAAAACAACUUUUUGCUGAUAAAGCGGCUAAGAAAAGGCGCCUAAAAGAGCUCCGAAAAGUUAAAUCUUCUACGGCAUUUAAGUCUAAAAAAAAGUUUAAAAGGAGAUGAAAUUUUUUUGAAGUUUUUUUUGAGAAUAUUUUACGCUUGCUUGAAUAUAUUUUUUGAAUUUACAAUUAAAG